Messenger RNA from Manihot esculenta (cassava), 1818 nucleotides. Its product is annotated as aspartic proteinase Asp1. The coding region runs from base 276 to 1568 and encodes 430 amino acids. Gene Ontology annotation, molecular function: aspartic-type endopeptidase activity. Gene Ontology annotation, biological process: proteolysis. The transcript is spliced from 9 exons. Lineage: Eukaryota; Viridiplantae; Streptophyta; Magnoliopsida; Malpighiales; Euphorbiaceae. The record is from RefSeq and is a predicted model, not a curated record.
ACGACAAACACUUCGCACUGACAGUUGUCGUUGGCCGCGAAAUUUCCUUGAUGGCUUCUGUAUUUUCUAGUGAUUAUGGUCUUCUUGAUCCCAUCAACUAUAAUCAUUUGAAAUCUGAUGCUGAUGGGGGCAACACAAUUCUGCUGAAGUCUUCGGGGGUAUAGAUAGAUUGGAGGAAAUGUUUUUUGCUUCCUCCAACACUCGCACUGAGGUGGAGUUUACUAUCAAGAAAUUGAACAGAGUAUGCUAGCAUUUCAAGAAUCUCAGAGAAAGAGAUGGGAAAAGGGAAAGUGGGUUUUUCUGUGAUGGCGUUGCUGGUCAUACUAGGUCUGAUUUUGGGGUCUUCAUCUGCUUCCAGUGAUGAUAGGCGGCAAAGAUGGAGAAAGACAAUGCUAUCAGGAGAAAUGAUGUCGUCAAUGAUGCUCAACAGAAUUGGAUCAUCCAUUGUUUUUCCUCUUCAUGGGAAUGUAUAUCCUAUCGGAUAUUAUAAUGUUACUCUAAAUAUAGGGCAACCAUCAAGACCCUACUUUCUUGAUAUAGACACAGGAAGUGACCUCACAUGGCUCCAGUGUGAUGCUCCCUGUCGCCAAUGUACUGAGGCACCUCAUCCACUUUACCGACCCAGCAACAACCUAGUGAUUUGCAAGGAUCCCAUCUGUGCAUCUUUGCAGCCACCUGGUGAGCACAACUGUCAAGACCCAGAGCAGUGUGACUACGAGGUUGAGUAUGCGGAUGGUGGAUCAUCCCUUGGUGUCCUUGUCAAGGAUGUCUUUCUUCUUAACUGCACAAAUGGAAAGCGGCUUAAUCCUCUUCUGGCCCUCGGAUGUGGAUAUGAUCAGUUUCCAGGUAGAGAUCAUCAUCCCAUAGACGGAAUACUUGGCCUCGGCAGGGGAAUAUCCAGCAUCCCAUCUCAGCUUAGUAGCCAAGGUUUGGUGCAAAAUGUAAUAGGCCACUGUUUAAGUGGGCGCGGUGGAGGAUUUCUCUUCUUUGGAGAGGAUAUCUAUGAUUCAUCUCGAGUGGCUUGGACGCCAAUGUCACGCGAGCUUUCCAAAUACUAUUCACCUGGAUUCGCGGAAUUGAUAUUUAACGGAAAAUCAACCGGGAUUAUAAAUUUACUCGCUGUUUUCGACAGCGGGAGCUCUUAUACUUACCUGAAUUCACGGGCAUAUGAAGGAUUACUAUUUUCGUUGAAGAGAGAAUUAUCAGGAAAGCCCUUAGGUGAAACACCGGACCAGACGUUACCACUUUGUUGGAAAGGGAAGAAGCCUUUUAAAAGCAUUCGUGAUGUCAAGAAAUAUUUCAAGACCUUUGCGUUGAGCUUUAUAAGUGGUGGGAGGACUAAAACUAAGUUUGAAUUCUCCCCAGAAGCUUACCUGAUAAUUUCAUCCAAGGGAAAUGCUUGCUUGGGAAUUCUAAAUGGUACAGAAGUAGGGCUGCGGGAUCUAAAUGUCAUUGGAGACAUAUCAAUGCAAGACAGAUUGGUGGUUUACAAUAAUGAGAAGCAAGUGAUUGGGUGGGUCGCUGCAAAUUGUGAUCGGCUUCCCAAGUCCAAAAUCAGUUUCUUUUAAUAACAAUGAUACUCUGAUGAUCUCAUCAUCAUAGGGUAACAUCUGAAAUAUUAUCUGUAUAUAAUAAUAAAGACAAUAGAUCUUUGUAAAGAAUUCUCUAUAUUUACGAAUAUAAAGUGUACAAGGGGGGAUAGGAAAUAUGUGCGAAUUGUAAUUUACAAAAAUAGAUUGUAUGCACAGAAUGGAAAAUACAGCGAUUAGAACCUAUCAAGGCAAAAAGUUAUUAUUAUGUGAAAUGAUGAUUAAGCAA